UAUAUCAAUUUUAUUAUAGACAUGCCAGUCAAACGAACUCGCCGGAGUAUGCCGAGCCCAAGUCCCGCGGAAGGACAGGCAUCAAAGCCGGAAUCAACGGCGAUUAUGAGUGAAACGUACGUGCAAUCCAUGCUGUGCCUAUGCCAAGUGCGAUCUCAGUUAUACGUGACGAUAACCGGUACCGGGGGACCACUCUAUUGUACUGCUAUCGACUCGAUCGACAGCCGGGUGGUGGGCUGCUGUAACGAGGUGGACGCCAACGACGUGGCGAUGCGACGACCCAGCACACGCGUGCCUUUCAUUAUCCUUUGUCGUAUGCACAAGGAACGACUGCUGCGUCACAAUUGUUGUCCUUCCUGCGGCAUGUUCUGCUCCCAAGGCAGGUUCGUGCAGUGUGCCAAUGGUCACCAGUACCAUCGCGAAUGUGAGAUCUAUCCGAACAAGAAAGGCGUCUGUCCGCACUGCGGCAGUGAGACAGCAGCCUAUGAUGUGAUGGUGACUAUGAACGGCAUGCGGCGGCCGGUUUUCAUUCCUACGCGUAAAAAAUUUUCCAAAUUGCCAUCUGCAAAGAUGAGCUUACCUGGAAAAGGUGACAACACGAAAUUGGCUGAGCGUCCGCCCAGCCCGUUGAUCAAGCCUGACGUUAUCAAGAUACCCGAACCGUCGAUUAAUGCUGAGAGGCCAGAGCGUUAUACCAUCAUGAGUCUCUACACAUCCGUGAAAAACGGGGAUCUUGAAAAGUUAGUGAAUGUACUAGCAUGUGGUUACAAUGCAAAUCACACAUUCCGGGAUUACGCUCACCGGACCGGUCUGCACAUAGCAGCAGAUAAAGGACAUUUGUCAUGUGUACACGUUCUGGUUCAAGCUGGUGCUCAAGUAGAUGUAAUGGAUAGGAACCAAUUAACUCCGCUAAUGCUAGCCGCGAGUAAGGGUAAUGCUGCCGUUGUGAAGUACCUAGUCAGGAUAGGCGCCGAUGUAACAUUAAAGGGCGAGGACGGUAUGACCGCCUUGCAUAUGGCUGCCAAGUCCGGUCACCUAGAAGUCUGCAAAAUCAUUCUGACUGAGUGUAAAGUGCCGAGAACAUUAGUAGAUUCUGUUGACGAUGGGGGCUGGACAAGUUUAAUCUGGGCGUGUGAAUUUUGUCAUACGGAUGUCGCACGGUAUUUAUUGGACAAGAAGUGCGAUCCGCUUAUCCGUGAUGCCGAGCAGAAUAUAGCGUUGCAUUGGAGUGCCUUCAGCGGCAGUUCCGACAUCACGGAAAUGCUUCUCAACGAGGGAUGCGAUGUGAACGCUGUCAACGUCCAUGGUGAUACUCCGUUACACAUAGCAGCUAGACAGGAUCAAUAUGCAGUCAGUGUUCUACUGCUAGCACGCGGUGCUAAAAUAGGAGAGGUGAAUGCUGCCGGCGAAACCGCGGUGAACUGUUGCGCUUCGGAUGGCGAUACUAUGGCUGCUUUGAGAUUGAACGCAAAAGUCAACGAACUCUUUGAGCAUAUGUGGGAAAAGACAGUUAAGAUAUUGACGAAUGACAUUUCACGCGGAAAGGAAACAAAUCCUAUACAAUGUGUUAAUGGAUACGAUUCCGAGGACAAGCCGACGGAUUUUCUUUACGUAACGGAGAAUUGUUUCACGAGCAAUAUUAAUGUAGACCGCACAAUUACAUCAUUGCAGUCUUGUCGAUGUGAGGAUAAUUGCAGUACCGAAAAGUGUUUGUGCGGAAAUAUAAGUCUGCGAUGUUGGUAUGAUGAGGAGGGAAAACUCGUUCCAGAAUUUAAUUAUGCAGAUCCACCAAUGUUGUUUGAAUGUAAUCCGGCUUGUGACUGUAAUCGUAUUACGUGCAACAACCGCGUGGUUCAGCAUGGGCUGACGCAACGGUUUCAAUUGUUUCGCACAAAGGGCAAGGGUUGGGGCCUCCGAACUCUCCGGCAUAUUCCUAAAGGCACUUAUGUUUGCGAAUAUGUCGGCGAGAUAAUCUCAGAUUCCGAGGCUGAUCAUCGCGAAGAUGACUCCUACUUGUUCGAUUUGGACAAUAGAGAUGGAGAAACGUAUUGUAUAGACGCGAGACGUUACGGGAAUAUUGCUCGGUUCAUUAAUCAUUCGUGCGCGCCGAAUCUAUUGCCGGUGCGAGUGUUCGUCGAACAUCAGGAUCUGCAUUUUCCAAGGAUAGCGUUUUUCGCUAAUCGCGACAUCGAGGCAGAUGAAGAGCUCGGCUUCGAUUACGGCGAGAAAUUCUGGAUAAUAAAGUGCAAGUCCUUCACAUGUACCUGCGGUGCCGAAAACUGCCGUUACUCUGAGAAGACUAUACAAGUUACGCUGGAUAACUACCGGAGAAAGAUACAGCAGGAGGAAAUGUUGGCAGCUCAAACCUCAUCGUCGUAACCCUAAUACGAUUUAGCUUAAUUAUUUAGGUGUUUACGAUUUUUCGCGAACGGACACGAUGAUGAUAACGACGGCAGCGAUCGUCCCGUCGAUCAUGGUUCUCCGCGCCGUGAAAUUGAUUGCCGCAAUGCCCGCGGGGUCGUAAAAGUACAAAUGCAAAACGGUGGUGGAAUGAUAAGCGUUUGAUUAGGUUCUUUCAUCGAUGUUUCCUUACGCUGUAAUAUACCAGUCGGCUUCGCAGCGGUCACGUUCGGUUAUGUUAUUGUUUUAUGCCGAACACCGAACGCUCGUCCGUGUUGAGAUAAAAUGCCGGUAAAAUAAAUUGACAGCCGGUCUAUCAAGAUUGUUAUCACUCAUUUUUUGAGUAUAAAUAAAUUUUAAUAGUAAUUUGAAUAAUAGUAAUUUGAAAAAUAACCCAGGGAACACAAUGUUCCAAAUCGGGCACAUGACGUCAUUAAGACGUCAUGUGUCCGAUUUGGAAUAUUAUUAGACAUCUUUAAGACGUCUUAUGUCCCGAUUUGAGACGUGUGUUGUCUGGGAAACGACUUGCGAGAGUGUGUAUAUUAAGACAGGGACAAAUAUGUGUAUGAUAUGUAUAAUAGUCAGUUUAUCAAAAAGAUUUAUGAUAGAUUUUUUGCGAAGGUUAUUUUAUUGGAAGUGUCUCCCAUUUUCCUUGGCAGACCGGUGGUUAAUACACGGAACAAUUUUGUAUUUUAUACAAUGAAUCUUCGAUUUGGUUUGAAAGGCUGACGGAGAAUGUAAUAAUUGUAACACGUUUUGCAAGAUAUCCUUUUCACAUUCUCUUCUAAUUUUCUUUCAAACUCAAGGAGAUUUUAACGUUAUCUCGUCCAUAUUUUCUCUCAGGCUUGCUCGUACUUGUUUCCUACUACUUUUGCCGAUCUUCUCCGCGAGAAUGCAACGACUCUACGAGAAAGUGCCACGUUGAUUUUUACAUUUUCUCCUCUUCCUCCCUUUUUUUAACGAGAUAAGGAUGCGCAUAAUAUAUGACGAUUUAGCUAGUUAUUGCGUGUGCGAGGGUGCGAAGGUAGUGAAUUGUGUGUUGAGACUAUUGUUAUGGUCCUGCUUGGACGGAGUAUGUGAUUGCAGGACAGAUAAGUAUGUGACGCUACCAUCGCUUUUAAGUGAAUCGAUGUUGGAAUGAUUGCAGCCGCGUGUUCGUGUGUUCCUUAUUAUAAAGCGUCACGCUAUUUUAUUCCAAUUAGUCGCUCAUCUCAGAGUAAAGCAUUUUAACGUUGGAUUCACUACAAGCGAUGUAAUAUAUAAGAAUACACCUUUUUGUACAAACGAUCGACUUUUUGUAUAAUAAAAGUUGCCCUUUUUAA
This is a messenger RNA of Temnothorax curvispinosus, 3722 nucleotides long. It is a transcript of the gene G9a, whose product is annotated as histone-lysine N-methyltransferase EHMT1. The transcript has 9 exons. Bases 22 to 2379 code for a protein of 785 amino acids. Gene Ontology annotation, cellular component: nucleus. NCBI's taxonomy places the organism in Eukaryota, Metazoa, Arthropoda, Insecta, Hymenoptera, Formicidae. Gene Ontology annotation, molecular function: histone methyltransferase activity; zinc ion binding; protein-lysine N-methyltransferase activity. The record is from RefSeq and is a predicted model, not a curated record.